Pseudomyrmex gracilis is the source of this 2037-nucleotide messenger RNA. It is a transcript of the gene Rnft2, whose product is annotated as RING finger and transmembrane domain-containing protein 2. Lineage: Eukaryota; Metazoa; Arthropoda; Insecta; Hymenoptera; Formicidae. Gene Ontology annotation, biological process: positive regulation of ERAD pathway. Bases 100 to 1497 code for a protein of 465 amino acids. Gene Ontology annotation, molecular function: ubiquitin protein ligase activity. The transcript is spliced from 5 exons. The record is from RefSeq and is a predicted model, not a curated record.
GUUUGUUUAUUCUAAGUGUGAUAACUGUAUAAAUCUUUGAAAAGAAACGCACGUAUAUAGCAAACAUACUGUCUGAUGAUUUAUAUUAUAAGAUAAAUUAUGGCUGAGAAUAGACCAAUAGGUCAAGCACAUAUUGCUUGUGAUGUAACAAUACCACAAGUGCCAAAUUUGGAGGAAAAUGGGCAAAUUCAAGAGUCUUCAAAUAACGUACGAUAUACGUUGCCAAAUAUAAAUCAGAUUGUCAGAACUGCAGAACAUUCUAGACUAUUUACAAGUAACAUAUCCUCUACUAUUCGUCCUCUUAUACAACAAGCGCCUAUAUCGUUUACAUCUUUGUUGACCAUUCCUGGACUCCGACGUCAAGCAGACUGGGUUGCGUCACCAAAUGACAAUUAUAUAAUUAAUCUAGAACAUUCAAGGAAUAACACGAGUUCUUCUGAGGAUCUUAUGCACAAUCAUCAUCGCCAUCACCAUCAUCAUCACCAUCAUUCCCAAAGAACAGCAUCAAAUGAUUUCUCAAAUAAUAUGUCGGAAGCUAUGAAUCAAGUUGUACAAAGUCAAAAUAAUAACAACGAUAAUAUUAAUACCUCAGAAAGCACUGUUAACAAUAACAACAACAACGACAACAACAAUGUCCCGUUCCAUCUACAAAAUGGACCAGUGCUUAGAGAGCUUCAGCGAUAUAUUCCUUUUGUUAUUAUUCUUCUAGCAAAAGGACUGUAUGAUCAUCGAGCUGCUAUAUUCAUGUAUAUUGUGCUGCUCAAUACGUUUAUCCACGCUAAUAGCAAUCUUAAACGCGAGAUCGCCAAAAAUCACAAUCGAAGUUGGUUCUUGCUUAUGCUGAUCCUGUGUUACAUCACAGCUUGCAUCAUGUUCGUUAGUUACAUGCUCGACUUACAUACUUUGAUUCCCUAUGCCGAGCCGCUAACGAUCUGGGACUUGCUUUGUUUUGUCACAGUGAUGGAUUAUUUUUUGAAGCUCAUCACCGUUUUUUGCAAAGUCCUUUUGACUUGUUUACCGGUGCGAUUGCUGGCAUUCCAAAAUCGGGGCAAAUAUUAUCUCAUGUUGGAAGCAACGUCGCAGGUUUGUAGAUGCAUAGCGCCCAUUCAGCCCUGGUUAUACUAUCUGUUUGAGACGUAUCAAGGUUCCGAAAAAAUAAUAGGAAUUAUAUUCUCGGCAAUUUACACCAUGAGCAAAGGAAACGAUAUCUUAUCGCGCUUUAAACUGUUUCGAACCGCUCUUUGGAAAUUCUUCAAAAAUAUGAAGUUGGGAGUAUCGCCGACGAAGGAACAGCUGAUCGCAUCCGGUGGUAUAUGCGCUAUUUGUCAUGAAGAAUAUUCCGUGCCAGUUAGACUUCAUUGCAAGCAUAUUUUCUGCGAGAUGUGCGUCUCAACGUGGCUCGACAGAGAGCGAUCGUGUCCGCUCUGCCGAGCGUCUAUCACGGACGAUCCGAUCUAUCAGGAUGGUCACACGACACAUUUCAUCCAAUUGUACUAAUUCCGUUUGCGGAGAUUAAUUUUUUUUAUACACAGUUUUUUUUUAUAUUGGUAAAUAAAAAUAUAAGAAAUUUGCAUUUUUUAUUGUGAUGAUAGAUGAUUUUUUUUUCUGCUUAAGGUGAUAAAAUAUUACGAAAUUUCGUUUAGCUGAAUAGUUUAGAGUUAAUAUAGUUUUUGCGUUACAUAUAAAAUUUUUAUUUUAAUUUUAUUAUAAAGCACAUGCUCGCUCAUUUAGUUCUUUUUUUUUUUUUUUUAAUUAUGCAUAUGGAAAUUUGUACUGAAAGAGAAGCAUAUAAUACAUUUAGUCUUUUAGUAACAUAUGCUAAAAGAAGAGAGACAGAAAAUGGUCAAAUAUGUGUGUGUAAAAUAUGUGAUAUAUAUAUAAGCAGACAUGUUUGUGCAGCGUGCUUAUACUUAGUAUAAUAUAUCAAAUAAAAGAAUUAUAGUACUUUAAGAUUAUAAUAUAGUGAGAGCUAUGCAUAUUUACCUGAUAUACUUUCUUUAAUAUAUGUAAUAAACAUGGCUCAAGAUCUUUUUCUCA